Fomitiporia mediterranea MF3/22 is the source of this 441-nucleotide messenger RNA. RefSeq lists its product as uncharacterized. The record is from RefSeq and is a predicted model, not a curated record. The coding region runs from base 1 to 441 and encodes 146 amino acids. Gene Ontology annotation, molecular function: carbon-sulfur lyase activity. NCBI's taxonomy places the organism in Eukaryota, Fungi, Basidiomycota, Agaricomycetes, Hymenochaetales, Hymenochaetaceae. The transcript has 2 exons.
AUGUCUUUCGAAUCAGCCUCCAGUACGACGGCUCUAGGGGAUCUCCCUGAUUUCGCUCGAUAUCCCGAUAGUGGUGAACUCAAAAUGUAUCAAGGCAAUUGUCACUGCCGCAAGUUCACAUUCGAGCUUCUUCAUCCGCCUCUGGAGGUGAAAAAGCCUGUGCUAUGCAACUGCACAUUUUGUACCAGAACUGGGGCGAUUUUCGUGUCCGGUGCUGAGAGAAUGCUGCACAUCACCUCACCAUCCGCCACUUGGGACGAAUUUACAAGGUUCGAAAACAAGACGAAGACUACCGCGUUUCAUUUCUGUCCUACGUGUGGAAACCUCCUAUUCUUUACUGUGUCAGGCAUGCCCAUUGUCGGGGUCAACGUCCGUAUGUUCGAGGGCAUCGAAAUUGACAAAUUGGGUGUGGAUCAUUUUGACGGUCGAAAUGAGCUGUAG